Messenger RNA from Cadophora gregata, 1665 nucleotides. RefSeq names its product ATP-binding cassette transporter CGR1. The record is from RefSeq and is a predicted model, not a curated record. Lineage: Eukaryota; Fungi; Ascomycota; Leotiomycetes; Helotiales; Ploettnerulaceae. The transcript is spliced from 3 exons. Gene Ontology annotation, cellular component: mitochondrion. Gene Ontology annotation, molecular function: 2-methylcitrate dehydratase activity; 2 iron, 2 sulfur cluster binding. Bases 1 to 1665 code for a protein of 554 amino acids.
AUGUCGACUAUCAAUCGCGGUGUUCGUACAGCUUCAAGAACUCUACGAACCCCCGCCUUCCAAUCGCGAGCUCUCCGCACCCCUCUCGCCUUCACAUCGCGAGCAAACUUCACAGCUUCACCACGCACCACACCCUCUUCCCACCGCCAAUUUUCAGUUAUGGCUGCUCGACAAUCUGGUGCUCCCGCGCCACCCCAGGCAAGAGAGUACGACCCUGAGAUCAAGGACAUCGCAAGCUAUGUUCACAACACACCCAUUGACUCUGAUCUUGCUUUCGACACAGCUCGAUUCGUCUUCCUCGAUACGUUAGGUUGCGGUCUCGAGGGUCUGCGGUUUAAGGAGUGUACAAAGCUUCUUGGUCCAAUUGUGGAGGGGACCGUCGUUCCAAAUGGUACAAAGGUUCCUGGCACACCAUUCCAACUGGACCCUGUCAAUGGCGCUUUCAAUAUUGGUGCAAUGAUCAGAUGGCUCGACUACAAUGACUGCUGGCUCGCCGCUGAAUGGGGUCAUCCUUCAGACAACUUGGGUGCUAUUCUAGCUGUUGCAGACUGGAUUUCGCGUACAAACCGAGCUGGUGGAAACCUUGGCAAUGGAAAGGUCAUAACUGUCAAGGAGGUCUUGGAGGCUAUGAUCAAGGCACACGAGAUUCAAGGUUGCUUGGCUCUUCUGAACUCAUACAACAAGGUCGGUUUGGAUCAUGUUGUACUUGUCAAGGUUGCCUCUGCAGCAGUUGUCUCCAAGUUGUUGGGUCUCUCCGAGAAGCAAACAGCCGAUGCCGUUUCCCAGGCGUGGGUUGAUGGGCAGAGUUUGAGAACAUACAGACAUUCACCAAAUACCAUGUCGAGAAAGUCAUGGGCUGCUGGUGAUGCUUGCCAGCGUGCUGUCAACCUUGUUUUGAAGGUCAUGAAGGGCGAGCCAGGUGUGCCAACUGUCCUGUCUGCUCCAGUUUGGGGUUUCUAUGAUGUCCUUUUCAAGGGCAACAAGUUUGAGUUCCAGAGACCAUAUGGCAGCUACGUUAUGGAGAACGUUUUGUUCAAGGUCUCAUACCCAGCCGAGUUCCACUCGCAGACCGCCAUCGAAGCCGCCAAGCGAAUCCACAAGCAAUUGGCCGACCAAGGAAAGUCAGCAGCAGAUAUCAAGGGAAUUGUCUGCCGUACCCACGAGGCAUGCAUCCGAAUUAUCGACAAACAGUUCAAGCCUAUGGACAACUUUGCCGACCGUGAUCACUGCAUUCAAUACAUGGCAGCUGUCAUGCUCGUUUUCGGACGUCUCGAAGCAACUGAUUAUACUGACGGAGGUGAGGCCGCAACUUCGCCUCUUGUCGAGUCACUCCGCCAAAAGAUUAAGUGUGUUGAGGAUCCUCAAUUCACUGAGGAUUACCACAAUGAGAAUCUCCGUACCAUCCCCAACGCCUUGACCGUCACUCUCAACGACGGCACUGUCCUCGAGGAGAUCGUUGUCGAUGCACCACUAGGCCACAGACUGCGGAGAGACGAGGCCAAGCCAGAGAUCCUGGCUAAAUAUAAGAGACACUUGGGACCUCAUUUCAGCGAAGCAAAAGUUAAGGAGUUGGUUGAUUUGGGCAAUGACGCUAAAAAGUUGGAGAGCAUGGCUGUUGAUGAGUAUGUUGACUUGUAUGUCGUCAAGGAUAGCAAGUUUGUGUAA